Molecule: messenger RNA, 698 nt
Organism: Linum tenue
Lineage: Eukaryota; Viridiplantae; Streptophyta; Magnoliopsida; Malpighiales; Linaceae
Source: the annotation of a GenBank genome assembly
AUGACAAGGGAGAGUGGUCUCUCUGUGCUGGUCGACCGGGAUGAAUGCCACACUGGUGUGAGAUCUGUAAGCUGGCAGCAAUGGUGUUAUUGGUGGGAUUAUAAAUCCUCGUGCGCUCAGGCAGAAACAAUCCAAAGCCAGAUCCACAACCUCUGUUCACGGCUGAGCGACCCAACUAUCCGUAAACAAGGGGUUCUCCCAAUAGAAAUAGAUUACCCCUCUGUUCUGCGGCUGUUGGAGGUUCUAAAUGAUCGACGGAGACAACAAGCGCCUGUGAUGAGAACUGUCAUGGCGAGGGAAUUGCCAGGUCCAGCCGCCUUGAGAGAGAUCUUUAGGUUCUUCUUUUCCAGAGAAAUGGAGCAAGAGUCGGUGUCUGAGCUGCAUUCAUUGAUGGAAGGAGGAAUUGCAGUUCGUCGACACAGAUUGUGGCUGCUGAAAAUGAUGGUGUAAGUUGCAGUAGGUUAUGCAACUAAUCUAAGGUUGUUUUUCUGGUGGUAAUAUUGUAAGGCCCUCUUAUUUUAUAAUGGUGUGUUGGCAGACAAGUGCUAUAUCACAUGUAAAUAUAUAAUGGCAGAUAAAUACUAUUUAGAAUGUAUAUAUAAUGUUGAUCAUUAAUCAUUUGAUAAUUUUGUUAUCAGAUUGAUGAUCUUAGUAUUAAACUUUAAAUUGGUAUGUCAGUACUUGGAUUACCCUAUUUU